Molecule: messenger RNA, 390 nt
Organism: Cylindrotheca closterium
Lineage: Eukaryota; Bacillariophyta; Bacillariophyceae; Bacillariales; Bacillariaceae
Source: the annotation of a GenBank genome assembly
AUGAACAUGGAUGAGAUGUAUUGCCAAGACAACAAUCAUGACCGCCACAAGAGGAAAGUCGCACCCAUAACUACAGCAAAGAGGAAUCCUGCAACACUGCCCCCUGUUGUACGAAGUUCUGGGACUAUAUAUUGGUUCGUUAUGACCAUUUGUGCUGAGGAGAUGCGAGAUCUUGCUGUAAAUCUUGGAGAUGAGCGCACUAAAGAACGUAUGAAAGAUCUACUAUGUGAUCUGGAAAGGUCAGACAUCAUGUUGGGCAAGUCUUACCGCGUUGUGGAAAAGAAGAGGGACAACGUCCUUGAGGACGCAAGAAGUCCAGUGUCUUCUCCAAUCAAAAGGCUCGAGUUGCGUUUCGAGACAUCAGACGUUUCGGAUGAUGAAGAGGUAUAA